AUGUGUCAUUCUGCUGCUGGCCAGUGUGAUGUCUGUAAUGAAGGCUACGUCCUCGAUAGAAUCGGAUAUACCUGCACCGCAUGUGGAGAUAACUGUUUGUCGUGCAACUUGAAUGGAGCUGGUAAAUGCGAUCUUUCCAAGUGCAGGACUGGCAGUGAAAUUGAAACUAAUUCCGUCUACGAUCCUGCGAAUAAACUUUGUCAAGGGGAUCGCAAGUUAUUGAUGGAGAAGUUGAAACUCCAAAUUUUAAUACUUCCUUUGUAUUUUUACCAAAAGUUUUUGACAUUUAUAGUUUGCAAAAUAUUACUUUAG
This is a messenger RNA of Helobdella robusta, 312 nucleotides long. RefSeq lists its product as hypothetical. The transcript is spliced from 3 exons. Bases 1 to 312 code for a protein of 103 amino acids. The record is from RefSeq and is a predicted model, not a curated record. Lineage: Eukaryota; Metazoa; Annelida; Clitellata; Rhynchobdellida; Glossiphoniidae.